Molecule: messenger RNA, 765 nt
Organism: Knipowitschia caucasica
Lineage: Eukaryota; Metazoa; Chordata; Actinopteri; Gobiiformes; Gobiidae
Source: the annotation of a GenBank genome assembly
AUGGAGCGCACGCUCUUCGUAGAACCUUGGACUCUGUUCCCAGCAUCCGCACUUUGGUCCAACACCACCCCCACCUCCCCAGCAGCACCUACCCCUCUCCCCGGCUCGUGGGGACUGGUCUACGCCCUGGUGCCCCCGUACAUCUUCCUCAUCUCGGUGCUGGGCCUCCUCUUCAACGCUUUUGUUCUGACCGUGUUCUUCCUGUCGCGGGACCACCUCUCCGUCGCCGACUUCUACCUCGAGAACCUGGCCCUCGCAGACUUCCUCUUGAUGUCCUGUUUGCCUUUCUGGGCCACCAACAUCCUCGCCAAAUUCAACUGGCCGCACGGCGACGCAAUGUGCAAGAUUGUCAACUCUGCCAUUGUCGUCAACUUGUAUGUCAGCAUCCUCAGGCUGGCCAUGGUCAGCGUGGACCGGUAUCUCGCGCUGGUGAAAACCAUGAAGGCUCUGUGGCUUCGUCGAACGCUCUACGCCAAAAUGAUCUGCUUCGUGAUUUGGAUUCUUGCCAUUUUGCUAAGUCUUCCAACGAUUGUCCACAGAAGAGUAGCGUAUGUGGAAGAACUGGAUAGGCAGUAUUUCAGGAAGAAGGUUUGGAGCGUUUACAGAAGAGCCAGGGGCAAGAGAAGGGGGGAGCAGAGGGGGUCGGACAUGAGCGCGUUCCAGAAGUCACAAAUUUCUACGUACAUCAAUCGCUCGGAGCAGAUAAAGCCAGUGGUGCUGGUGCUGGUGCUGGUGAACGCCAACAGUUCUCAAACCAUGUUUUAG